Molecule: messenger RNA, 636 nt
Organism: Cydia fagiglandana
Lineage: Eukaryota; Metazoa; Arthropoda; Insecta; Lepidoptera; Tortricidae
Product: phospholipase A1 member A-like
Exons: 1
Coding region: 1-636 (211 amino acids)
Biological process (GO): lipid catabolic process
Molecular function (GO): lipase activity
Source: RefSeq, a predicted model, not a curated record
AUGCUGGCCAAACUCACGGAUCUUGGCUUAGACCCAAAACGACUGGAGUUAGUGGGCUACAGCCUCGGUGGACAAGCCAUAGGUCUCACAGCCAAACACUACCGACAAAUAACCGGCUAUAACAUCUCCUCUCUCACCGCUGUCGACCCAUCUGGCCCUUGUUUCAGGCAUCUAGGACCUCAAGACAGAUUAGACCCGUCAGAUGCUGAUUUCGUCCUUCAGAUCACAACGAAUAUGGACGGUUUUGGCAUAGCAACUCCUGUUGGACAAGUAGCGAUCUUCGUUAACGGAGGAGAAUACCAACCGGGGGAUCUUUGGUUGGCACCAUGCCUAGUCCUGUGCAGCCAUGGGAGAGCCUAUUUCCUCUGGCUUUCCGCUUUGAUGAAUCCAGGAAUUUUCAUAGCUUUGCAGUGUGAUUCUGUCCAGCAAGCCAGGGAUGGGGACUGCUAUGAAAGACAGCCAAGGGUCACGAACACAAUGGACUUAUUCACAGACAGGAGUAAACCUGGCAUCUACUAUUUACAUACGUUUAAUAGGUAUCCUUAUGGUUUGGGUAAAAGAGGGUUGAAAAGGAAGGAUAAUGAAAUCGUGAAGCACUUGAGCUGGCUUAACCAGGAAGAAGUACUAACGUAUUGA